Aphis gossypii (cotton aphid) is the source of this 2245-nucleotide messenger RNA. RefSeq lists its product as uncharacterized. The record is from RefSeq and is a predicted model, not a curated record. Lineage: Eukaryota; Metazoa; Arthropoda; Insecta; Hemiptera; Aphididae. The transcript is spliced from 4 exons. Bases 475 to 1047 code for a protein of 190 amino acids.
AUGAUAAUUGACAAUUUUGAUAAUUUAGUUAAUUACAUACGCUAUAAUUUAAUAUUACAUACGAUUAUAAAGUGUGACGUAAUGAUGUUUCACAUUUCAAGAAUUCACUUUGACUUCAUUAAACGAGGUAGAGGGGAGUGAUUGCCACUCCAGUUGGUCACUUUAGGUCGUUUGAACAAUAAAGUUUUCAUUUUUUUGUUUUGUCAGUCGUUACUCGUCGUCCUUAUUUUGCAAUGCAUAAGUUCUCCGAUCGCAUGAUCUUCUUACAGGAUGAAGUUACAUAUGGUUUCCUCAAUCCACUGAUUUGAGUUCCUAUAAUUUUUUUCUAAAGAGGCAAUAGUAAAUUAUUAUGUUAUCUGACAUUAUACGAAACAGAAAAAAUUUUUACUACGUACAUUCACCGUUUUAUUCAUAUUGAAACAAGUUGACAGUUUGACACGAAAAAAACAUAAAUGAAAUUCGUAAGUAAAAAAAAUGAAGAAACCUUCGGUUGUUUUUAUUACGUUGAUUUUAAUUAUCAAUAUUACAGAUAUGACCUGCAAUAUCACAGAAACUAUAUUGUGUAAACAUUUAACUGAAAUAUGUUAUUAUAAUGAAGAAUGUUGUUCCCAGUAUUGUUUGAAAUCAUUUCCGUGGUUUUACGGAAUUUGUGAGCAAUUUUCAAUGCAGUUUAAUUUUGAUUCAAACUCUACAGCUGAAAAAGGAAUUUGCGAAUUCCACAUGCAGACCGAUGAAAGUGAUAUUGAUUAUCUGGAUGAUGAAUUUGGCAAUAUAAAUGCAGCACACAACAGUUUGCCUCCAUAUACACUGAUCCAAGUGUCACACGAAAAAAGGUCAAUAAUUGUCACAAUAAACGAUCGCAUUCCUAGAACAAAUGGAACACUUUUAGAUUUAUCAAACGAAGCGGCUCUAAAGUUACAAAUUAAAAAUGAAGGAUUUGCACCAUGUAAAAUUGAAAAAGUGAUACAUCAUAAUCCUAUUCUAAAAAUGAUUUUGUAUGCUAUACCAAUUUUUUCUUGUGUUAUAAUUGUGAUUAAUAUAUUUUAAGGUACCUAUCUGAACAAAAAUGUAUUUAAAUUAAUUAUCAUUUUUAAUCUUAUGUUAUUUUGUUCUACAUUUUUUUUUUUUUUGUAAUUUUUAUGCACUUAUAUGUAUAAGUUAUUGAGAUAUUUUGAUUUUAAAUUUCUCUUUAUAUUUCGGUUUAUUGCAUAAUCCAUUUGUAUUUAGGUACUCGUCGAUAUUACGAUAAUCAUGAGAGUUUUUAUCACACAAUAAGUUACCUAGGUGUCUGACUAAUUAGUAAUUACAAUUUAAAAUUGAAGUUUUUUUUUUUUUUUUAUAAAAUAUAGGAAAAUAAAAUAAAAUAAUUUUAUAGUGGAUAUAGGUAAAUAAUAUUUUUUUAUUAUUAUUUACUUGUCUAUUAUUUAUGAUCAAUCGUAACUUAUCAGUAUUUAUACAAAUUAUUUUUAUUUCAAUAAAAUAAGUAUAAAAUGACAGAAUUACAGAACUCUGAUUUUUAUAAAACUAUACAAAUAAUAAAUUAUUAACUAAUCUUAAUCAGUUAAACACAAUAAAAAUAUAAAUGUAUCCUGUGUUAAUAAGGUAAUAAGUAAAAUAAUAAUAAUAAUAAAAUUAUUUAAUCAUUAUACUCAUAAUACCUACCUACCUAUAUUAAAUUAAGAAUACAAUAACAAAAUAAUUUCUAUUAUUUAGCUUUUAUUUCUGCAAAUGUUUCAAUAAUAUCGUUAAUCAACAUUUUUAAAUAAAUCAAUUUUAAUUGAAAUAAUUUCUAAAUUAGAAAGUCGACCUUACAGAAUUGUUGUUCUCAAAUAUUCUUUUAUGUUUUUUGACCCGAUCUUGAUGUUUUUCAUUAAUUUUAAGUUUUCAAGUUUCGGCAUCACUUUAGAUUUUUGAUUUUUAUCACAUAAUUAACCAUUCAUUAUAAAUUAUAAUAUUAUUAUAUUAAUCAGACCCAAUACUGACACAAUUAACAAACACACUAAAAAAACUACUAUUAUACUACUUAUAAAAUCAGUUUAUCUAGUAUUUAAUCAAUAAAUAUUAUUUAUUACUACCAAUAUUUAUUUUUAAGUACCGAAGCUUCAGAAGCGGCUUUUUGUAAAUUUGUUAACUGUUUGGAAUUUUAGAUCAUAAGGUAUGACUGCUCAUUGGUUAUACAUUUAUAAUAUAUUAAUAUUUAUAACAAUUUUAAAUUUAAUGAAAAUAAUAAUAUUUUUAAAACAAA